Molecule: messenger RNA, 1269 nt
Organism: Spodoptera exigua (beet armyworm)
Lineage: Eukaryota; Metazoa; Arthropoda; Insecta; Lepidoptera; Noctuidae
Source: the annotation of a GenBank genome assembly
CGAGUAUAAAACCAUAAGCGACUCUUACGGAUCAUUACAGAGCCGCACAAACCUGCAGCCAUGAGGACAGCGUUAGUGAUACUGUCGUUGGUGGCGGCCAUAGCGGGCGAGGCGCCCUACCACCUCCCGCGGCCGGGGGUAAACGCACCAGUGUUCAACUACCCUUCAGCGCCUGCUCCUGCACCUGCUCCUGCGCCUGCGCCCCUUCUACCCGCACCGCAGUUCCAGCCUCAACAGCAGCAGUUCAACCCUAACUUUGGCUACAACUACCCGGCUCCUCAGCCGCAAUACAUCCAGCCAGCACCCCAGCACCAUCCCCACCCACCCCCACCUCCUGCUCACCACCAUCACCACCACCACCACCAGGCGCCCGCUCCAGUCUACAUACCCUCACCUGCCCCUCAACCCAUAUUUCGUCCUCAACCACUACCCGUGAUUCAACCUCAGCCACAACCUAUUUACCAUCAGCCCAGUCCCUCAUAUGGAGUGCCUCAGGCAUUUGCACGAGCACCAGUGCAACAAGCUCCAUUACCCGUGUUCGCCCCUCAACCGGCACCACAACCUCAAGCACAAGUAAACUCUAUCAGCCAGGUGUACCAGCCCAUUUCCUACUACCAGCAACAACAACAGCAACAGCAACAACAGUACUCGCAGCAAGGAUACAACUACCAGCAGCCUCAACCACAGUUCCAGCCACAGCCUGUGCCCCUCCAGGCUCAGCCACUGCUUCAAAACUCUGCACCUGUACUAUCCAGCUACCAGGCUGACUCUAACCAGUACAACAUUGCUCAGGAACAAGUCCACAGAGAUGCUCUAGACUCUGUCGUAGUGAACCGUGUGCAGAAUAUAAUCAAAGACGAUGAGCACAGCGUUGCACGUAAUGCUGGAUACCAGUCCUUAGUGUCGGGGGUGUCUCUCGGACAAGCCAAGCCUAGCGUAGAAAUCACUUCCUUUGUCCACACAUCACCUGUGGUGACCAGCUCUGGACAUAGCGCUCAAUUAUCGUCAACAUCAUCAUCGUCAAGCUCAUCCUUGGCGUCUUCUGCAGUAUCACUACCUUCAACGGACUAUGGAGUGCCUUCUGCGCCUGCUGCCAUUAGCUCCCAAUCUGCAGAGUCAUCUGCUUCAUACAAUUUCUUACCACAGAACAAGCCAGCCAUAUCAUACGGACCACCAAACUAAUUAGGUUACGUCUCAGUAUUGUACAAAGAGCUUUGUAAAUAGUCGUCUUUUUAAGACAUUUUGUAAAUAAAGUACAAAAUAAACCGU